AUUUCCUAAUUACUAGGGUUUAAGCCCAGGGUUUUCCUCCUACUCCUCUCCUCUUGCAUCUAUUCAUAGAAAGAUGAGGAAGCUGAAAUUCCAUGAGAAGAAGCUAUUGAAGAAGGUUAAUUUCUUAGAAUGGAAGAGAGAAGGCGGCCAGAGAGAGAACCUUGUCAUACAUCGCUAUCACGUCACUGGCAGAGACGACUACAAAAAGUACUCGGGUUUGUGUAGAAUGGUGCAGAAGCUAGUGAACAUAUUGAAACAGAUGGAUUCAAGAGACCCUUUCCGUAUUGAGAUGACUGAUGCACUUAUUGAAAAGCUGUACAACAUGGGUGUGAUACCAUCUCGUAAGAGUUUGGCUUUGUGUGAGCGAUUGUCAGUAUCAUCCUUUUGCAGACGUAGGCUUGCCACUGUCCUGGUGCGGCUGAAGUUUGCUGAACACUUGAAAGAGGCAGUUACGUACAUUGAACAGGAUACAUCAAAAAUAAGGAGAAAGGUCUUGGAAUACAAUGAGAAGUUGGAUGACUACGAUGCAAUGAACUAA
Messenger RNA from Sesamum indicum (sesame), 538 nucleotides. NCBI's taxonomy places the organism in Eukaryota, Viridiplantae, Streptophyta, Magnoliopsida, Lamiales, Pedaliaceae. The record is from RefSeq and is a predicted model, not a curated record.